Octodon degus (degu) is the source of this 864-nucleotide messenger RNA. Its product is annotated as 40S ribosomal protein S4, X isoform-like. The transcript has a single exon. The coding region runs from base 16 to 807 and encodes 263 amino acids. Gene Ontology annotation, biological process: translation. Gene Ontology annotation, molecular function: RNA binding; structural constituent of ribosome. Gene Ontology annotation, cellular component: ribosome; cytosolic small ribosomal subunit. The record is from RefSeq and is a predicted model, not a curated record. NCBI's taxonomy places the organism in Eukaryota, Metazoa, Chordata, Mammalia, Rodentia, Octodontidae.
UUUGAGAUCUCAGCCAUGGCUCGUGGUCCCAAGAAGCAUCUGAAGCGAGUAGCAGCUCCAAAACAUUGGAUGCUGGAUAAAUUGACCGGUGUGUUUGCCCCUCGUCCAUCCACCGGUCCUCAUAAGCUGAGAGAAUGUCUGCCUCUCAUCAUCUUCCUAUGGAACAGACUCAAGUAUGCUCUGACAGGAGAAGAAGUAAAGAAGAUUUGCAUGCAACACUUCAUUAAGAUCGAUGGCAAAGUCCGAACUGAUAUAACCUAUCCUGCUGGCUUUAUGGAUGUCAUCAGCAUUGACAAAACAGGAGAGCAUUUCCGUCUGAUCUACGACACCAAGGGUCGCUUUGCUGUUCAUCGUAUUACACCUGAGGAAGCCAAGUACAAGUUGUGCAAAGUGAGGAAGAUCUUUGUGGGCACAAAAGGGAUCCCUCAUCUGGUCACCCACGAUGCUCGCACCAUUCGCUACCCUGACCCUCUCAUCAAGGUCAAUGAUACCAUCCAGAUUGAUUUGUCAUCUGGCAAGAUCACCGAUUUCAUCAAGUUCGACACUGGUAACCUGUGCAUGGUGACCGGAGGUGCUAACUUAGGAAGAAUUGGAGUGAUCACCAACAGAGAGAAGCAUCCUGGCCCUUUUGAUGUGGUUCAUGUGAAAGAUGCCAAUGGCAACAGCUUUGCCACCCGGCUCUCCAACAUCUUUGUCAUCGGUAAAGGCAGAAAGCCGUGGAUUUCUCUUCCACGAGGAAAAGGAAUCCAUCUCACCAUUGCUGAAGAGAGAGAUAAGAGGCUGGCAGCCAAACAGAGCAGUGGGUGAAAUGGUCUCUAAUGACAUGUUACAGAGAUCUCUGUUUAAUUAAAGAUAAUAGAACAU